CCGAGAGGGGCUGAGCCGGCUGCUCCCACCCUCCCGCCCGCCCGCUUCCCUGCCCGUCGGCGCCGCCCUUUCGCCAGCGGAGGCAGCAGGGAGGCAGGCGGGGCGGGGGCCGGGCGGGGCGGCGCUGGAGGCGGCCCCGGGGCGGCGGCGGCGGCGGCGGCGGCGGCGGCUGGCUUCGCGCGAAGAUGGCCGCUCCGCCUCUCGCCUCCAAGGCCGGCUGCUCGGCCGCCAACACCGCCGCCCCCGGGCCCGGCUCCGGCUCCGGCUCCGGUUCCGGUUCCGCGCUGGGCCAGUCCCGGCCGGCCGCCGCCUUCCCGGAGCUGGACUUCCGCUCGGGCGCCCGCAUGGAGGAGCUGAACCGGCUGAUCCAGGACUUCGCCCGGCAGGACCAGCGCGAGUACGACGACCAGCGCGCCCUGGAGAUCCACACCGCCAAGGACUUCGUCUUCUCCAUGCUGGGCAUGGUACAAAAACUUGACCAAAAACUUCCAGUCGCCAAUGAGUACUUGCUGCUUUCCGGAGGGGUCCGAGAAGGCGUGGUGGACCUUGAUCUGGACGAUCUGAACUUCUACGCUCGUGGCACUGACUACGACAUGGACUUCACCCUGCUUGUGCCAGCCCUGAAGCUGCACGACCGAAACCAGCCGGUCACCCUGGACAUGCGCCACUCCGCCUUGUGUCAUUCCUGGCUGAGCUUGCGGCUCUUUGACGAAGGGACCAUCAGCAAGUGGAAGGACUGCUGCACCAUCGUGGACCAUCUCAAUGGGGCCACCAACUACUUCUUCUCCCCUACCCGGGUGGCCGACUGGUUCUACGAGUCCAUCAGCGUGGUCCUCUCCGAGAUCCAAAAGAAGCCCCAGCGGGGGAUGCCCAAAGUGGAGAAGGUGGAGAAGAACGGCACCCUCAUCUCCAUCAUUUUGGGGGUGGGCAGCAGCCGCAUGUUGUACGACAUCGUGCCUGUGGUGUCCUUCAAGGGCUGGCCGGCCGUGGCCCAGAGCUGGCUGAUGGAGAACCACUUCUGGGACGGGAAGAUCACGGAGGAGGAGGUCAUCAGCGGCUUCUACCUGGUCCCUGCAUGCUCGUACAAGGGCCGGAAGGAGAACGAGUGGCGCCUGUCCUUCGCCCGCAGCGAGGUGCAGUUGAAGAAGUGCAUCUCUGGCAGUCUCAUGCAAGCCUAUCAGGCCUGCAAAGCCAUCAUCAUCAAGCUGCUCUCGCGCCCCAAGGCCGUCAGCCCCUACCACCUGCGCAGCGUCAUGCUCUGGGCCUGCGACCGGCUGCCCGCCAGUUACCUGCUGCAGGAGGAUUACGCCGCCCACUUCCUGCUGGGCCUGAUCGACGACCUGCAGCACUGCCUGGUGAACAAGACCUGCCCCAAUUACUUCAUCCCCCAGUGCAACAUGCUGGAGCACCUCUCUGAGGAGACGGUCAUGCUCCACGCCCGGAAGCUCUCCUCGGUGCGCUCCGACCCCGCCGAGCACCUCCAGAUGGCCAUCGAACACGUCAAGGCCGCCAACCGGCUGACGCUGGAGCUCCAACGGAGGGGAAGCGCCACCAGCAUCCCCUCCCCACAGUCGGACGGAGGGGACCCCAACCAGCCCGACGACCGGCUGGCCAAAAAGCUGCAGCAGCUGGUGACUGAGAACCCGGGAAAGUCCAUUUCGGUCUUCAUCAACCCUGACGAUGUCACGCGGCCGCACUUCAGAAUUGACGACAAAUUCUUCUGAGGCUCCCUCUGUCCCCUCCAAGGCCUCCUGCCCCAGCUCAGACUGUGGGAUCCCUUCGCUCAACGGGGUUCACCCGGGUCUGUUUCCUUGGUCAACAUAUCAGGCCUGAGCCGGGGGAGGUCUGCAGGAGAGGGGACGGGGUCCCGGGCUUGGAUUUGCUGCUACUUUGGUGUGGAGGCCGGCCUGUCCAGCGUUCUCCCAGGCCACCUUGACAGUAUGCGCACCUGGCUGCCUCCUUCAGCAAAAAUGCCCCUUUCCCUUUAGCACAUCCCCUUCUUCGGUGGGCUGGGCUGGCUCCUCUUUUUAUAUAAUUGGCUUCCUACCCCCCACCGCCCUUCUCCCUGCUUUUGGAGGGUAACCUGAGAAAGACCCGGCAGAAGGGAUAGCCGGUUCCUGCUGCUGGGCCAGUUCGUCCGUCUGUCCCCAGGCUCCCUCAGAAAGACCACAGCGGCCCGAAGAUCCCAUCAAGGCCUCCAAGUCGAGGGCAUUUUCCUCCCCUGAUCUCCUGUUCUUGAAUGUAAUUGUUCCGCGUCGGGGCUGGGUGGGCCCAGAAGGCUCUGGGUGAGACCCUGGGACAGUCGGUCUUAGCGUGUGUCCUUAGUCCAAGCCUUACUUCCAAGCGAUUAAAGGACAGGCCGUGGGAACGGUCCCUGCGCACUCACCACC
Messenger RNA from Ahaetulla prasina, 2390 nucleotides. RefSeq names its product Mab-21 domain containing 2 (gene MB21D2). The record is from RefSeq and is a predicted model, not a curated record. NCBI's taxonomy places the organism in Eukaryota, Metazoa, Chordata, Lepidosauria, Squamata, Colubridae. The transcript is spliced from 2 exons. The coding region runs from base 186 to 1724 and encodes 512 amino acids.